AUGCAGAAUGGGGAUGACAACUCUUCGAAUGAGUUCGAGGAUGAAGCGAGGGACGCAGUUUGGUCAUUGAAAUCUAAAGGAAUCACAAGGACGAGAUCAAUGAGUCCGAAUCAGUUUUCUAGUCGCAGACGAAGAAUGUUACUGGAAAAGAAAAGAAAAAAAUCUUCUCUUGCUGAAGAAAAUGAAGAAGAUGAUGAUGUUGCUCAUGAUGGCCCGCGUCAUUUGGAGGAUUUACCACAACUAGAGUUAGAAGGUGCCCCGGCAGGAUGGAACGCAUCCCGUGCGGGCCGGUCUCGUGAACAAGCUCCUCCAGUGACGGCAAUGAAUAAAGGAAGGCGAAGUAGUGCCUUCCCAAUUUCAGGCAUGUCAUCAUUAGACGUUAGAAGACCUUCUGUAGGUGGACAAAGGAGGGCGAGCCAGAUGACAUUUGACGAAUGGGUACACCUGAAGAAGUUUCAAGAGAUGCAAGAAGCUGCCAACACCGCUCGGCGUAACUCGAAAGACGUAAUAAAAAACCACAAGACAAACAUGAAACAUAAUAUUAGUUACGAGGAAUGGAGUAAACAGACUGAGGAACGUAAAAAACGCGAUCUCGAAGAACAUGAGAAGCUUAGAAUGCAAUUUCUAGAAGAAAGAGAGGCUGCUGAAAAAGCAAAAUUCAAAAAGAAAAUGAGUUUUGAUCAAUGGAAAAAGAUCAAAGAAGCUGCAAAAGAUGGAAAACUGAAGCAAGAAAAUGGAGAACAGACUCUUGAAGGUGGAACAGAAGAAGAACGUAAAAAGAAAUCCGAAGAAGCUCAUAGGAAAUGGAUGAUUAAAAAAGAACUUGAAGAAAUUAAAAGGGACCGUGAUAUGCUACUUAGAAUGCAGAAUGCUAAUUUAACCAUAAAUGCACCAAAUGUUCCCGCAGGAUCUUCGGGAAAUCGACGCACAAGUUGGAUUGACGCAAAUGCUGCAUUAAAAGUUGCAGCAAACAGAGGAUAGUCAUAUUACAAUCCCUCUAAUCUUUAUUCAGUGUUAACAGAGUUUGCCCAUUUUACAUUUUUAUUUUAGAGAGUAGUCUGACAAUGGCGCAAUAUGCACUGAA
Molecule: messenger RNA, 1084 nt
Organism: Styela clava
Lineage: Eukaryota; Metazoa; Chordata; Ascidiacea; Stolidobranchia; Styelidae
Source: RefSeq, a predicted model, not a curated record